AGUAUUGUUUCUGUAUAUUGUCAAUUAUUAUACGUUAAUUGUGUCGUUAAUGUUUAUGCUGAACACGAUGGAGAGUCAGCGCAAUAAUGCUGACCAGCCACUCUUCGUGGCAUCGCAAUUCAGUGACGAAUCGCUACUUCCACCAUUUGUAUUGCCUCAACUUUCCCUCAAUCGAAGUGAGCGUCAGGUUCUACCAAAAUUUGGGCCAUUUGCCGUGGCGAAUCCAAACGUAGUCGUCUCAUCGGUCUCAAGGAAUCUACCAAAUUCGAGUAGUUUCUAUACGCGACCAAUCGGGCGAACGGAUUGGAGCAAGAAUGUCACUACAUUACCGAUUCCGCUCAACUAUUCAACAUCAGUUCGAACAGUGACUGCGCAACGACUGACAACCGAUUGGUAUGAGGAAUGCUGGGAGAAUUUGAUUGGGCAGGAGAUCACCAAGUUGGUCACGAUGGAUUUAGUGAUGACAAUAGCAUCAAUUCUGGUCAUCGACUUUCUGCGAGGUUUAUGGGUCCGAUAUUGUAAUUUGUGGUGGUUUUGGAACUUGGAAUGUACAUUUCCGGAAUAUGGUGAAUUCAAAGUGGCCGAAAAUGUUUUGCAUUUGGUGAAUAAUCAAGGAAUGAUUUGGUUGGGACUAUUUUUUGUGCCAAUGCUUCCGGCCAUCAAUAACAUCAAACUUAUUAUUCUUAUGUAUGUACGUGCAUGGGCCGUUAUGACGUGCAAUGUACCCGCAAGACAGAUUUUUAGAGCUUCAAGGUAA
This is a messenger RNA of Anisakis simplex (herring worm), 757 nucleotides long. NCBI's taxonomy places the organism in Eukaryota, Metazoa, Nematoda, Chromadorea, Rhabditida, Anisakidae. The record is from the annotation of a GenBank genome assembly.